AGCCCAAAAAGUGCAGAGAGAGAGAGAGAGAGAGAGAGAGAGAGAGCAAUGGGUUAAGAGAGAAGGAAGCAGCUGGGGAUGUCUUCUUGCAGCUGCAGUCAAAAUUAUCGAAUCCAGACGCAGCUUUGUUUGGUUUUCUCUGGUUCAUCAACUUCCUGUUUCGGCAACAAUUUUUUGUGGAUGAUUUCUGGACUUGGUAUUGAUUAGUCAGGUACGAGAACUGAAAGAUUUAAGACUCAAAUCACGUCAAUUGGAACUGAAUUAGGUUGUUUAGAACCAUAGGCAUCUGGUGGAUUAUUACCUCUGUUCUGUAUUUGUCCAUGAAUUGAGCUUUAGCUUGGUGGGUAUCGAUAGAUAGUCUGCAAAGUUUAUUCGAGCCAUGGCAACCCUGUCGCAUUCAGAUUCAAGACGCAUGUAUUCUUGGUGGUGGGACAGCCACAUUAGUCCCAAAAAUUCUAAAUGGCUGCAGGAGAAUCUUACAGACAUGGAUGCCAAAGUCAAAGCAAUGAUCAAAAUCAUUGAAGAAGAUGCUGAUUCCUUUGCAAGGAGGGCAGAGAUGUAUUACAAGAGACGCCCAGAACUUAUGAAAUUGGUGGAAGAAUUCUAUCGAGCAUAUCGUGCAUUGGCUGAAAGAUAUGAUCAUGCAACUGGAGUAAUUCGGCAGGCUCAUCGGACUAUGGCAGAAGUUUUUCCAGAUCAAGUCUCCAUGGUCCUGACUGAUGAUUCACCACCUGCAAGUUCUGCUUCUGAGACAGAUCCUCGCACACCUGAGAUUUUACCCCCUAUACACGCACUGUUUGAUCAUGAUGGCUUGAAAAAGGAUGCUUUAGGCCCUUCUUUGUCACAUUUCCAUUCUGUGAAGAGCCAUGGAGCUCAUACUGAAGAGUCUGAUUCUAUAACAAACAUAAAGGGCUUGAAACAGUUCAAUGACAUGUUAGGGUCUGGUGGAGACAAUGCUAAAUUGGCCGAGGGAAUGGUGAAAACAGGUCUCAAUUUUCAUGAGUCAGAGGAAAAGGAAAGAAGCCUUCUGGGCAAGGAGAAACAUAUUACCAGGGAUCGAUCCUUUCCUGAGUCUGAAGUGGUGGAUAAGUUUGAGAAGGAAAUUCAGACUUUAAAGGACACCCUAGGCAAACUAGAAGCUGAAAAGAAGGCUGGCCUAGCACAAUACCAGCUGUGUUUGGAGAGAUUAUCAAAGCUAGAGUCAGAAGUGUCUGCAGCGCAAGAGGCUACCAGAGGGCUUAAUGAACGGGCAAAUAAAGCUGAAGGUGAAGUUCAAACUUUGAGGGAAGCUCUCACUAAACUAGAAGCUGAAAAGGAAGCUAGCUUCUUUCAGUACCAGCAGUGUUUAGAAAAGAUUGCAAAUUUAGAGAAGGUUUUUUCUAAUGCCAAAGAGGAUGCGGGAAAACUCAAUGAGGAAUCCGAUAAAGCUGAAACUGAAGCUAAAGCCCUCAAGAAAGACCUUGCCACAUUAGAAGCUCAAAAGGAUGCUGCUCUCUAUCAAUAUAACCAAUUUUUGGAGAUGAUAUCAACUCUGGAAUUGAGGCGACUCCUUGUUGAAGGGGAUGCUAGAAAGCUUAUUGAACGAGCUGAAACAGCUGAAAGGGAAGUUGAAACUCUGAAGCAAGCUCUGGCCAAAUUGACCGGGGAGAAGGAAGCUGCUGCUCUCCAGUACCACCAGUGCUUGGAGACUAUUUCAAGUCUGGAGCAUAAACUAUGUUGUGCUCAGGAGGAGGUCCACAGGCUUACUGGUGAAAUAGAUGGUGGGGUUGCAAAGUUGAAGGGAACUGAGGAACGGUGUUCUCUAUUGGAAAAAUCAAAUCAAUCUCUUCAAUCUGAGUUUGAAUCUUUGGUGCUGAAGAUGGGUUCUCAAACUGAAGAGCUAACGGAGAAGCAGAAGGAAUUGGGAAGAUUGUGGACAGGCAUACAAGAAGAGCGAAUGAGAUUUAUUGAGGCUGAAACUGCUUUCCAAACUUUGCAGCACUUGCACUCUCAAACUCAGGCAGAACUGAGAUCUCUGACUUUGGAACUACAGGUCAGGGCUCAACUCUUAAGAGACACUGAGACUCACAGUAAGAGUUUACAGGACAAACUUGGGAAUAUUAAGGAGGAAAACAAGAUCCUUAAUGAGCUUAGCUUAUCUUCAGCCAUAACAAUAAAAGAGAUGCAAAAUGAGUUCUGUAGCAUAAAGGAGAGUAAAGGGAAGCUUGAACAGGAGGUUGAACUCCGUAUGGAUCAAAGGAAUGCUCUUCAACAAGAAAUUUACUGUCUGAAAGAGGAACUGAAUGAGUUGAUCAUGAGACACCAGGCUUUGUUGAACCAGAUUGAUGCAGUGGGUGUUAACCCAGAAUGUUUUGAAUUAUCAGUAAAGGAGUUGCAGGAUGAGAACUCAAAUCUAAAAGAAAAUUGUGAGAGAGAAAGGACUGAGAAAGGAGCACUUCUGGAGAAGCUGAAAAUUAUGGAAAAACUUCUUGAGAAGAAUGCCCUCUUGGAGAAGUCCCUUUCAGAUAUGAGUGUUGAGUUAAAUGGGGCUAGAGAUAAGAUAAAGACACUGGAAGAGUCCUUCCAUUCUCUUUUGGCAGAGAAAGCCACCCUUGUUGCUGAGAAGGGCACUCUAAUAACCGAGUUACAGGUAAUGACUGAGGAAUUGGAGAAGCUCACUGAAAAAACCACCUUUCUGGAGAAUUCCCUUUACAAUGUCCACGAUGAACUUGUAGGGUUGAAAGCAAGAUCAAGAAGCCUAGAAGAUUCAUGUCACUUGCUUCAAAAUGAGAAAUCUAAUCUUAUCAAUGAGAAUGGGGCUUUAGUUUCCCAGGGCAAUAUCACCAGGGAAAGAUUAGAAGUCCUUGAGAAGACAUACAGAGAACUGGAAGAGAAAUACUCAGCUUUUUACGAAGAGAAAAAGUCCACCCUCCUCAAAGUAGAAGAACUACAUGUUUCUUUGGAUGUAGAAAGACAAAAGUACGCUAGUUUCAGGCAAAUGAGUGAGACACGGUUGGCCAGAAUGGAAAAUCAGAUUAGUUGCCUUAAAGAAGAAGGUUUCAACAAGGGGAGGGAACUUGAAGAGGAGCUCGAGAGAUCUGUAGAUUAUCAACUUGAGAUCUUCAUCUUGCAGAGGUGUGUAAAAGAUAUGGGAGAGAAGAACCACUCUCUGGUGAUUGAUUGCCAGAAAGUCCAGGAAUCACUCAAACUGUCAGAAGAGAUAAUUUCUGAAUUAGAGCAGGAGAAUCUUAAGCAGAAGAUAGAAGUGAAAUCCUUGUCCGACCAGAACAGCAGAUUUAGGAUAGGAAUCUAUGAGUUGUUAAAAGCUUUGGAGAUUGAUCUAGACCAUGGAGAUGAAGGUAAAAUCAGGUUAGACCAAGCAUAUUUGAGCCACAUGCUAAGCAAGAUUGAAGAUGCAAAAAGUUCUCUUAAUCAAAUCUGGAGUGAAAAGCAGCAGCUGGAAAUUGAGUCAUCAGUUCUUGUCACAAUACUUCAGCGACUAAGUUUAGAGUCAAAAACCGUUGAGAUGGAAAGACACAUUCUUGACCAGGAACUCCAGAGAAAAGACAAACAAUUAUCUAUGUUACAGAUCGAGGCAAACAAGCUUCUUCAGAUGAAUGAAGAACUGCAAGUGAAAGUGAGGAAAGGGAACCAAAAAGAGGAAGUAUUAACAACUGAAAAAGAGAACCUUCAUGUGGAGUUGGUGGAUGUGCAAGGUGCCUGCCAAAAUUUUCAGAUAGAAAACUUAAGUUUGCUUGAAGAAAGGAAAUCCUUGACAAAACAAUUAUUGGAGAUGGAGGGAAAAAACCAUAAUCUAGAAGCAGAAAACAUUUCUCUAUUGUGUGAGAUAUUAUCUCAGAAUAACCUCUCUGUGGUUUUGACGAAUAUUUUCAGUGAGAAAUCUGCAGAAUGUAAAGAGAUCAGUGAAGAUAUUUACAAACUGAAUUGUGUGAAUAUUGCCCUUGAGAGCAAACUAAGAAGAAUGGGAGGAAACUUGGAAGUGGUACAACUUGAAAAUAUGAAUCUGAAAGAAUUGUUGAUGAAUUUACAGAACAAGUUGAGGACGGUAACAUCUUGUAGCGAUCAGUUGAAUCAUGAUAUUGCAAAUGGCAAGAAGCUGUUGAUCCAAAAGGAAAUUGAACUUUCUGAAGCAGAACUGAAGCUCGCCACCACUGAGAAAGAGAAAUCAGAGUUGCAAAAAGAAGUGGAGUAUCUGAAGAGGGAAGUAGAUGAGGUUAAGAUGAUUAGGGAUGACCAACAAAAGUGGGUUAUUAAACUAUCCAAAGACAAAGCUCAUCUGAGCUACAAGAAUCUGGGCCUUUCUGAAAAGAAACGGGAACUUGAGGUUAGACUGCACCUAUUGCGUGAAGGACAUGAAAAAAGUAAGGACAGAGAGGAAAGUUUGGUUUCCGAUAUGCAACAGGUAAAGAAUGAACUUGAUCUGCAGGAGAGUGAGGCCAUUACAUUAUUCUGUGAACUGCAGUUUUCUACUAUCUUUCGAGCUUUGCUAGAGGAGAAGGUUUGUGAGCUUACUGAAUCAUGUAAAAUCCUUGAAGAUGGAAUUACCUCGAAAGAUAUGCACGUUGAAAUGUUGGAACAGAAAAUCAUCUUUUUGGAAGGUGAGAAUGCACAACUGAAAGGUCAGUUGGCACUAUAUGUCCAAGCUGUCAUUUCUUUGAGAAAUUGUGUAUCUUCACUGGAGAAUCGUACUUUGUUGCAUGCAAAUCUUCAGAAAAGCCACAAUGAGAUAAUUAAGGAUGCUGAAUUGUGGAGUCAUCAUAAUGUCAAAAGCUGCAAUGAACUGAGUUCAGAUCAAAAGGUGCCGGAUGCAGCUUCCGAGUUGAAGGAUUUGGAAAAUAGGGUUAAAGCUAUUGAGAAGGCGGUGAUUGAAGUGGAAAGCCUUGCAGCAGAGGAAAACUUAAAUACUAAUUCCAAACUAGAGGCUGCUUGGAGGCAGAUUGAAGAGCUGGAAAACGUGAAGCAUGCCUCUGAAGUUUCUGAAGUGGAGGCUGGACUUCUCACGAAAGACAUUAUGCUUGAUCACAUAUCUGAAUCUUCAUCCUGUCAGAUUGGAAGGAGAGAAUGGGGUGAAGCUGGAACUCCGAUGCUUGAGGCAUGGGAUGCUGCUGAUCAAGAUAGCAGCAUUGAUCUUAAUGUCGGGAAAGGAAAGAGAAUAGUCACUACACCUACUAAGAAAGGAACAGAGCGCCGUCAGGUUGAGGCAGUGAAGAAAAGGAGGAAUAGGCAUCCCAGUUCCGAUAUAAUGGGUUUAAAGGAGUUGGGUGUGGACAAAUUAGAGAUUUCCAGGUCAUCUUCAAGGCCGCGGCAAGAAGUGAACAAGUCCAGGACUUUGGAAAAGCUGAAUUCUGAUGUCCAGAAAUUGUCAAACCUUCAAAUUACUGUACAAGAUUUGAAGAGGAAAGUGGAAAGCAGUGAUAGGAACCGAAAGAGUAAAGCUAUUCUGGAGAAUGAAACUCUGAAGGGGCAACUGGAAGAUGCUGAGGAGGCCAUCCAGAAGCUGUUUGAUCUCAAUGGUAAGUUGAUGAAAAGUAUUGAAAACAGAUCCUUUUCUGCGGACAGCAAAUCUCCAAUGGAGUUGGAAGAAACCAGGCAUACUAGAGGUAGGAGGAUUUUAGAUCAGACGCGAAGAAUGUCUGAAAGAAUUGGUAGGUUGCAGCUGGAAGUACAGAAAAUACAGUUUGUUUUGCUAAAACUUGAUAGUGAGAACGAAAGAGAGAGCAGAGGAAGAACUAGAAUUGCAGAGACGAAGAGAAGAAUUCUGCUGCGCGACUAUCUUUAUGGCGGCGUAAGAAUUAGCCACAGGAGAAAGAAGGCAGCCUUUUGCGCUUGUGUCCAGCCCCCGACAAGGGGAGACUGAGCCGAUACAUGUAAAUCAGCGUAGCAGUAGAGUUCACACAUUUCUGUUUCUUUUUGGCUUUCUUCCCCUUUCCCAUUGGCGAUAAAUUUCCCCUCUGGAGAUGUACUGGGGCUUGAAUGUGUUCUUAUACGAUAUUUAGACGGUAUCAAGUCUUUAUAAUAUCCUCUAGGCAAUGGCUGUACAUUUUGGGCCC
Diospyros lotus (date-plum) is the source of this 6050-nucleotide messenger RNA. Its product is annotated as protein NETWORKED 1D-like. Gene Ontology annotation, cellular component: plasma membrane. Gene Ontology annotation, molecular function: actin filament binding. The transcript is spliced from 5 exons. The record is from RefSeq and is a predicted model, not a curated record. Bases 380 to 5857 code for a protein of 1825 amino acids. NCBI's taxonomy places the organism in Eukaryota, Viridiplantae, Streptophyta, Magnoliopsida, Ericales, Ebenaceae.